Messenger RNA from Caenorhabditis sp. 36 PRJEB53466, 4932 nucleotides. The record is from the annotation of a GenBank genome assembly. Lineage: Eukaryota; Metazoa; Nematoda; Chromadorea; Rhabditida; Rhabditidae.
AUGACGGAAAAAGGUUUCAUUUCCCGAGAUAUUUCAGAAUCACAUGUCAUUUUCAGGUCUCACACCCACGGAUGUGAUAUUAGACCGUGUGAAAGUGAGUGCAAUGCUCCCCGUGGAAUACUCUCCGGCUCUUCCGGCUCUUUUACUGGUCAAAUGUCAUUGUUUAAUAGAAGCAAUAAGUUAUGUUGAUCACUUUGAUGAUCGGAGAACAAGUCUCAUUCUCCGACUUUUGGCUGAUUCGCUUCACGAGUAAGAGUCAAGUAUGAUGAAAUCUCAAGUUAUUCCCUAUUCAGAAAAGAGCUAACAAUUGAAUACAUCCAAUCAAUGAUAAUCGACAAUCUUUCGCAACAAAUUGAAGAAUGCUCCAAAAACGAUUCCAUAUUAAAAUUUGCUCAUACCUUCACAGAAUCCAUACUCCAACUUGACGUGGCAAUGCAAAACAACCUGGUUAUAUUCCUUGAGCAGCAUCUAAUCUCUUCUGCGGAAUUCAUAUAUUCGGAGCUUCCAUUGGAGUCAGAAGAAGUACUUCCGAAUCCAGUUUACGAGAGUCCUGGAAGAUUGGAUACGGAAGAAGCAAAGUCGUUCGCUGAGAUUUACGGGUACAUUCAAGUAUUACUGAAUUCGUUCGCAAGAUCAAAUCGGAUUGUGGAUCAACUUAACUUCACCGUGAAAUUGGUUUCAGAUGAAGCUGUAGGUUGACUAUCCCACGUUGCAGAAACUAUUUUUCUUUUUAGCGUAAGAUUCGGGUUAAUUCCAAUUACACCCUGCACCGUAUUCUUCUUUUGAUGCUCCGAAUAACUUAUCGUCAUCUGUUCAGUGUGGCACUUCGCGAAAAUGACAGAAACACGGCAAGAAUUGCGGAGAGAUACAAGAAAUUGCUCGGCGGAGAAGAUGAGGAGCACGUACUGCUUCAGGAAUGGUACUCGUCUGCAGAAGAUGAUGACGUCGAACGAGUUCAAAGCUUUCUUGACCUGAUUCAGAAUAACUAUCAUCAAGUGUGUAGUCUCAUUGACCCAGAACAUUAUCUUAUAUCUUUUAGACAUCUACUCUACCACCCUUAAACUCUACAACUCGGGAGCUCUGGUUACGAAGGAUUGUUCUGAACAGCACCACAAAUCAUAGAGACGUCCGACAGGAAAAGACUCUGGACUGGUUCAGGUCUGUCUUUCAACCUGAACACAGAGUGAGAACAGAUUUUUGGUCAUAGAAAUGUCAACGUGAACUUUUGAAGGUGUGCGACGUCGUAGUCUCCCAAAUGCUCUUCAUCAACUCGCAAUGGACAAGUCCGGGCUUCACAUUCAUCCAACCGGGAUGUUUGGCUCUCCGAUUGUCGAUUCAUCCUCACGAUCUUUGCAUCGGAUCAACAGCUUCUUCAGUCAACUUUUCGGUCUCGGCGAGGGAUAUCUUGUACAGUGCUAGGUCUAAUGGGAGCAAGAAGGAUAAUCGGCUUGAGGAUAGACUUUUCACACCGAGAAAUAAAGCGCCGGGCAGCCCUGAUCUGAUUACCAAGUACGCUAAGAAACAUCGCGAAAUGCAGAAGUACAUUUCACAAACGGCUCGGAACUUCAGUCCAUUUGAAGAGCAGAUGAGGGUGUUUUCAAGACAACAAGAUGAGCUUCAGCUCGAAUUGGAGAGAGAAAGGGAAUUCCUGAGCCGAUCUGGACAAUAUAAUGAGCCGGAAGUAAUUGAUAAAGUGUUAGAACCAUUCAAGGCAAUGAUGGAUGAAGCUCUGAAGAAGCAUAUGAACAUGGUGAACGAGAUGUUGGAGGCAGACAUCAAGAGUAGAUCGGAAGAGAAGAAUAGGUCAAUGUACAUUCGAGAAGACGAUGAAGAGUCGGAGAUAUCUGAGAUUCCAUUGAAUUACGACGAAGCUCAAGUGCCUGAGGGUACUCCAACUAUCGAGAAAUUGGAUUUGGGACUACUAUCUUCACGAACUCCGGCACCGACAAGUCCGGGACCAAAAGCCAGCAAUUCCAUUCCAAGCUAUCUCAACUUUCCUGGCUUUGAACCACAUAAUCAUGGGUUUGAAGAUCUUUCCACUGCAAAAUCAUUCACCAAUCCACUAUUUGCCAGUUUCUCAAUGAAGAGUAGCGGCAACCAGGUACCUGUCGAGUGGAUGAAGCUGCUCCCAUUGGCACCUGGAAGCGAACGGUUCACCGAUAAUUUGCUUAUGCACAAUUCUGAUGAGACAACGCCGAGAGCUCAGCAACCGAUUUCGUCUCGGAAAGUUGUGAGUGAACGUGGAGUGCAGACUGGAACGGGAGGAAGCAAGACAAAGAUCGGAGAGACUCAGACGGACAGUGUAUUUCUGGAUGACAAUGGUGCGAAGACGAAAAAGAUGGAUGUGAAGUCGAUCAGGAAUAUGAGUCAGGACGACAUUCAAAUGGUUUUGGAUAGGAUCAACAAGUGAUUGAGUGUUUGAAUAAAUAUAAUUAUGAGAAUCUUCUUUGUUUUGUAUUCCGAACAUCCUGAAAAGGCUCUUGAAGAUCACUCAAGUUGAGAGGGUCAAUCGGAACGGUUCGGAAGGAAUGCUGAUUGUUUUCGAUAAACCAGAAAGAGUUAUGUAUUAAGUUUCCCCUCAUACUUUCCCUAAUUUAAUUAAUUUUUUGACCCCCUAAAAUUUCCGUUUUUCCGCCUCGAAUCGCACGUACAGACCACCAUUAUGCGAACACUCAAGGACGAGUGCACCCCUCCAUGACGGGCGAGACACAGAUUCGCAGAUGUAUCAGAAUCAGGCUGACGCGCACUAAAACUAUUGCUGUCCGGGGUCGGGGUGUACUCUACUCGCAUAUAUCUACAUUUUCGUCAAUUGGUCUCACCGUUUCUAACCGUCAAUUCAACGCCUCGAAUUCCGGUUUCUGUUGACGUCUUUAUCACCUCUUGCAAACCAUGAAGAUCGCCCUCUAUGAAUUCGACACUUUCUUUCUUCAUUUCCUCAUUCUGUUCUGUUCCGUUUCGAGAUUUCUUUGAAAAUGCUUUUGACCACUAUGCGCUUCGGAAACCUGUAUUAUUCACAAAGAGAACACAUUAGUAGUCAAAAACACAAUUAACUUGUGAAGUAGUGAGUGUGGACUAAUACAGCUAUUGUCGUGUCGCCGCGUCUCGCCACCACAUUCUCGAUGCCCUUCUUAUAAAAACUUCGGAGAUUUUAUCGCAACUUUAGCAUCUUUCCGGGUGAAACAUUUUCUAGGCGAUGGCGGAAAGUUCAAUGCGAUUGAGUUCUUGUUAUUUUCAAUUAGACUUUGCUAUACUCGAUUGAGACGUUUUUCUGAAAGAGUUCUUCUGAAGCCCGUAAACGAUUCUGAGAAAAACUAGUAUUCUCUGCAAUCACUUCAACCUUUUCUCUCGCUACGCAUACUAUUCCGGUCACCUAUUGAUUCGGGAAACGAGGUCGUUUUCCGAAACAGCGACUAAUCUCUCCAUUUUCCCCUGUUGUUCAUCACUCUAUUAUGUGAAUCAUUCCAGUUUUUUCUUUCUUUCGCUUUGAAAACUGUUCAGAAAUCUCCAAGCAUCCAAAAAAAAUAAAACAACAUUUUGCAGUAAUGGCCAAAAGAGACGGCUGUUCCGUCCAAAACAUGGUGAGGACUGCGUGGUCUAGCACGGAAUCCGCCCUUUAUAAACUCCUAUUCAACAGGGUCACCUUAAUAUUAUUCUACGCGUUUUGGUUCAUUUUCGGCGUCCUUGUCCUCCGAAAAACCCAAAAUGCGAUUGCGGCAGUCCGCUAUGUGAAGGCGAAUAGCGAGUCGGUUUCGCUGUCUUCGCUCGAGAACUCGCGAGAGUUUGCCGAUCUCAUUUCAACUCUCAAUCAGAAGUUUUCUCGUCCACCUGCAAUUUUCCUACUCAACCAGUAUGCUCUCAACAUGACUGACAACUUCUUGUGCAACACUGCCACGUUGACGGGGGUACAUGAGCGGUUCAUUUUUGUGACUCUGGAUACAAUCUCGAGAGAUACCAUCAAGAAGAGAUGGCCUGAAAUUCAGCAGUUCCACUGGCCAACUCCUUCUCUUUAUGUAAAACUUCAAUUUGUGACUGAAGUCGUACCUCAAAAUCCUCAAUUCAGAAACCGUUCUCUUUUGCUGAAGGAGCCUAUCAAACUAUCUACUUACUGCGAUCUAAUUUAGCACUUGCGCUCAUCAAAAAGUAAGAAGUUUCAGCAAACUCUCAAUAAACCACUAUUUUUUCAGGGGAAAGUCUUUCUGGAUGAUGCAACAGGACACUUUCUGGAGGAAGAACAUCUUCGAAAUGAACUACGAAGACGACAUGUCCUACGAUGCAAUUUUCGAUCAGCUUGGCAGUGAAGAAGCAGAUUCGAUGCGCAAGGAAUGGGUGAACGGAGCCAAUUUCUUCAUUCGAGCCAACAACGACACGCAGUAUUUCUUUGAGAGAAUGUCUGAAAAACUUGCUCACUGGUACACCCCAGAUAUGGGCAUUAUGAUUCAUCAGUGCCACACAUGGGAGCGUCCAAUUUGCGCUUACAUUCCACAUAAGUGAGUGUCCAAGCUGAUUUGAAUGUCAAAUUGGAAUGACUUAAGUGUUGUGUACUCGUGGGAGUGGAUGUUCACAGAACAAAAAGAUCCUCCUUAUCUGAUGCAGUUGGAUUGCGAAACCGAUGGAGGUUCCAAACUGAUGCAAUUGGGUCGGUAUGGAUUCCACUUUGUCAAUCCAGACGGUACUUGUAAUGAUGGACAGGUAACAAAUACUUUGAAAUUGAAGUUGACGAGAAAUGAUACUUUUCAGGUCGCUACCGCUAAAGCAAAAAUGGAGAACGGCACAAUAGAAGUGAAAAUGACCAGCAAGCUGCCCUCAUGGGGAAGGAUUCAGUUCAAGGCGUACUGGUACAUUGUAGACUACAUGCUGUGGACUCCGAUUAUUGGAGAAUAUUUGAAACCGUACCUGGCUUUAGUCGGUUUCAUUCUGAUGAUCACAAUCUAG